AUGGCUUAUCUUGAUGCUCACUACCACCGUGUAAUCUCAUCACUGAAGAUUCGAAACGUAGUUCCACUAAUGUAUCUAUAUGAACAUGAGCUUGAAAAUGGUGAGCAUGUUCUGUGGAUUAUAUUACCGCGCUACUCUCGUUCUUUGCGUGAUUAUUUAUACAAAAAUAUUCAAACUAUUACUCUUGAUAGUGUACUGAAUUUUGCCAUAAAUAUAGCAGAAACGUUGGUUGCCUUACAUCAGAAUGAAAUAGUUCAUCGUGACAUCAAAGCCAGCAAUAUUUUACUAGAUGAGAAUUAUGUAUGCUAUCUAACUGAUUUUGGAACAGCGAGAGAAGGAACAUUCAACGACACGAUUGUCGGUACAAUGCCAUUACCACCAGAAAUGAUUUCAGCACUAAACAAUGAGUCUGGAAUGGUAUUUACGUAUAACGGCGCAGCAGCGGAUAUAUAUUCAUUUGGAUUACUACUUUAUGAAAUGCACCCAAAGCCAUACUAUCAACGUAUUCACCCUCAAAGAUUUGAAGAGGUUCAACAUUUAUUACAACAACACAAUGUUCGUUCCGUAACUGGUUUCGCUGCCAUUGCUAAACUAAUUGAAGCUUGUGCACAAGACAAGCCAAGCGCUCGUCCUUCAGCACAAACGGUGUUGGAUCGGCUUCGGAUGAUACGAAAGAAUUCCACAGCUAAUAUUUUGGCCAAUGACAAAGAGUGUGUGGUGUGCUUGGAGCAUGAGCGUCAAGUGAGGUUCCGACCAUGCGGUCACAAAGUCGUAUGCCAAUAUUGCUGGGAUGAGUUGCAAGUACGCAAUGAAGGACAUAAUUGUGUUUUUUGUAGAGGAUUGAUUGAGGAUCACAUUAAUGACACUGAACAUGAUCAAACAUUAUAUCUAUUGAACUGAGUGUUGAAGAGAUUGACGCUAAAUAAUUUAUUUUGUCAUGACUAAUCGAAUAAGAUUGAAUCAAUAUUUUUAAAUGAUUUUCCAAGCCUCAAAUAUUGAUUGAUUGAAUUAUCUGUGCUUGCAAAAUUCAUCCAAAAACGGAAAUGCUGAUGUUCGUGAAGGAAUACUAAGAUAAUAUUGUGCAGUAGGCAAUUAUUGGCACUAUCCGAUCUGGAAAACUUAGGAAGCAACACAUCCGAGACUUUGGGAUCCGCUAUACAAAAUUUUGGAUUAAUUUAAACUUGCAUUUGAAUUUGGGCUUGACUUUGAGUUUGGUGGGGUGUGGGUGGGUGUGGGUGUGGGUGUGGGGGUGGGUGGGUGUGGGGGUGGGUGUGAGGUCGGGGUGG
This is a messenger RNA of Rotaria sp. Silwood2, 1286 nucleotides long. Lineage: Eukaryota; Metazoa; Rotifera; Eurotatoria; Philodinida; Philodinidae. The record is from the annotation of a GenBank genome assembly.